UGCUUCUGGAACAUGGCCAUUCAGCCCAGAAAACUCACAGCAACCCAGCUACUAUACACAUAAUUUAUCAGCAAUGCAGAUGUGCAGCUGAUCAUCUCAAGCAAUCUAGUAAGGAACUGACAGAGAAAUACAAAAUAUUGGUCAUUGAUGGCAGGUUCAGAAGGCACUGGCUUGUAGUUAACAUUGGGAAAUAGAAACAAAAAAAAUGAAGGUGAAAGGAAAGUGAGAAGGACUUUCUUUCCAAAAGAAAAGUAGGGAUGUAAACAUAUUCUUUAUGAGAAUGACAAAGGGGGAGAGUGAGAAGAUCCUACAUCGGAAGUGGCAUCUUAAAAAGCACGCUUAAAUGCAAUUUAAUGCAAAGAAAAAGUGUAGAUUCAAUGUUUAUCCAGGCUGUUCAACAUGGAGUGAAAUUACAACAUGUUAUUGAGGAUAUUCUUAAGCUUUAUCAGGAAGCAGGGGCAGAAGAAGAGAAUCUCUGGCCUUCCAGAGUUCAACUCCUAUCUCUCUAGCUACUAGGUCUAAUGGCAAGGUACUAUAAAAGUUAUAGUUUAAGGCCUCUGGAGGGUGAAAGGUUCCUUACUCCCGGGAAACACAGUUGGCUUGUGUUUAUUGGUGGGUUCAAUUUACUGCAGUAGUACAUAACCCAAUUCUCUCAAUAAGUCCCAGAUAAAAUACAGUGGCCUUUGAUAUCUGCCAGGUUUAGGUUAGAGGAUAUCCCAUGAACACCCAAAUCCUGGGAUGCUCAAGUUCCAUUAUACUCAUGGCCGAAUAUGAUUAUCUUUCAAAGGCAGAGUUUUAGCAAUGGAUCCAUAGAUGACCAUGAAGACCUAUUUUGGAUCCACAUUGUCUUUCACAAUGAGGACAUGGAGUUCCAGAUGGAAGGUGGUCACGACAAGGAUAUGCUUGGCAUACCUUCUUUUUGGUACGUUUCUUCCUUUCUCCCUCUAUUUGUGCCUCUUCAAGAUCUGUAUCAGUACUGGUACUGUUACAAUAUGUAAUUGUGUAGGGUCAUUGUGUCCCUUAUAUAAAAUGGCAAAAUCAAGGUUUGGGUUUUUUGGAUUUUAAAAAGGAUACAUUUUCAAGCUAUGGGUGUUGAAAUCUAUAGAUGAAGAAUCCAUUAUAUGUAAGGCUGACUGUUUACACAGGCACAGGGUAAAUGUUUGUUGUAUAAUACCCAAGUUGAACAUCUAGCAUUAUACUAAUUUCAUGCACAAUAUAGUACCCCAGUGAAAUCACAGAUAGUACCAAACCUCUCUCUCUCUCUCUCUCCACCCCCUCUCUAUAUUUUGCACUCACACCCACUCACUAUGCUUGUUUUCUAUACUUAUAUACUUGUGAUAUAAGUUAUUAAUGGGUGGAUAGAGUAGACAGCAUGUUGGACAAUGGGAUGAUUCAUGUACGGUGCAGGAUGGCACAAGUAGUCCUUGUCUAAGAAAAUAAAAUCAUGUGGUUUUCAUAGGUUGAUGAGCAACGUGAAGCUAUACACAUACACAUUUGGAUAUGUAUGUGAUUCACAGUAAAAACAAUAAAGUAAGUGAUCUGUGAGGAGGGGCUGAGAAUAUGGAAUGACAAAUGUGAUUGUCUGAAUGUGCGAAGGGAUCUUUUAAAAGGCCAGAGGAGAUCAGAGAUAGAGAUAUGAUAGAGAUUAUUGAACUUCAGUGACACUGGAUGUUUUAAAAAUCUUUAAAUUGUAUGUCAAACUUCUGUUUAGUAAAUUAUUUGGUACUAAACACUUCUUCCUCUGCUUAAGAAUCAUUGGAAUGCUUGCAUUCACACACAUGGCAUCUGUGGUGGCAGUACUUACUGUGACUGUGUCCAGUAGUGGUGUUAGACAAAUAAGUCCCACAUAGGGACCAUGAGCCCCGGUGGCAAAGUGUGUUAAAGCGCUGAGCUGCUGAACUUGCAGACCGAAAGGUCUCAGGUUCAAACCCCAGGAGCGGCGUGAGCGGCCACUGUUAGCUCCAGCUUCUACCAACCUAGCAGUUGGAAAACAUGCCAAUGUGAGUAGAUCAAUAGGUACCGCUCUGGCGGGAAGGUAACGGCGCUCCAUUCAGUCAUGCCGGCCACAUGACCUUGGAGGUGUCUACGGACAACGCCGGCUCUUCGGCUUAGAAAUGGAAUGAGCACCAACCCCCAGAGUCAGACAUGACUGGACUUAACGUCAGGAGAAACCUUUAUCUUUUAGGGACCAUGAGGCCAUCUAGAUGCCUCCACAUCUAAUGACAUAGCAGUGGGACAGAUAAGGUAUUAAUAUUUGGUAGCCAUCGGGGAUAGAUAGAAAAAACUCAUAAUUGGAGACAGAGAUGGGGUAAGUGGAAGUCCUCACAGUAACCCUUUUGAACCUAUUGUCUUAUUUCCUUUAUCUCCUUAGAAAAGCAGUGCUCACCAUUUCUACUAAACUUUGUCAUGCAGCCCCUCCCUUCCCUAUGACAGCAUAGCCACAUUACUUACAAGGUGAUUCAUCCACAACUGCUACAACCAAUUCAUAGCACACAAACUUGCAAAGUUUGUUUUCUUUCUGAUUGGUCAUAUAGUCAACCAGACUGCAUUGUAGAGACGUAAGCAAUUCUGAGGCUUCUUGGGUUAGUGUAUGGUCAGUGAGCCAGAUAUGAUCCUAAAUCUCUAUGGCAAAUUAGGCAGCCAUGCCAUAAGAUGAAGGCAAGUCACAACAUAUCAUUUUGCUUUGCCAGCAGAAAGCAAGGAUAUACUAUACAGCUUUGGUCUUGAGGCAAAUUCAUGCUUUUGCAACAAUGGCUUGGGUAAUUAUUUGCUAUGGCAGACUUUGGUGCCACCCCUCCUUCCAUCACAUUUGUAAAAUAAUGUGAAAGCAUGAAUAGCAUCCUUUGGUCUAGAGCAGGGGUUCCAAACUGUGCUCCAGGGAGCCCUUGGGGCUUCACGGGUGAUAGUGAGGGGCUCCUCGGCACUAUUUCUACUACUACUACUACUACUACUACUAUUGUUACUACUACUACUACUAAAAAGACUGGGUGGCCAUCUUUUGGGAGUGCUUUGUGCUUUUUCUGCCUGGCAGAAUAAGGGGGGGGGGGCCUGUGGUCUUCCAGUGAAAUACUGUUAAGUUUAUGUUGGUUAAAAAUUGUUUUGUUUUAAAUAUUGUAUUGUUCUUUCUUUCCCUUUUUUGCAUUGUGUGAAUUAUUUCACACAAACACUCUCCAUCCAUCUGCCACUGUCCAGCCCAUGCCUGAUUUAUAUAUACAGUAGAGUCUCACUUAUCCAAGCUAAACGGACCGGCAGAAGCUUGGAUAAGUGAAUAUCUUAGAUAAUAAGGAGGGAUUAAGGAAAAGCCUAUUAAACAUCAAAUUAGGUUAUGAUUUUACAAAUUAAGCACCAAAACAUCAAGUUAUACCUCAAAUUUGACAGAAAAAGUAGCUCAAUACGCAGUAAUGUUAUGUUGUAAUUACUGUAUUUACGAAUUUAGCACCAAAAUAUGACGAUAUAUUGAAAACACUGACUACAAAAAUGGCUUGGAUAAUCCAGAAGCUUGGAUAAGCGAGGCUUGGAUAAGUGAGACUCUACUGUAUAUAUCUAUAUAUAUAAAAGAGUGAUGGCAUCAGGGAAGCGGACAAAACAACAAAACUACAGGCCCCCCCAACCUCGAAAUUUGACAACACAACCCAUCAUUCACGGCUCUAGGUUGAUACAACAAAAAGAAAAGAAAAAUAAAGUCCUAAUUACAGGGAGAGGAAUAAUAGUUUUUAUCCAAUUGCUGCCAGUUAGAAGGCUAAGCUCCACCCACUUGGUCUCCUAGCAACCUACUCAGCCCAGGGGACAGGCACAGUUAGGCCUCACUUAGGCCUCUUUCACAGAUUAUCAGAUUUGAACUGGAUUAUAUGGCAGUGUAGACUCAAGGCCCUUCCACACAGCUAUAUAACCCAUUUAGAAUCUUAUAUUAUCUGCUUUGAACUGGAUUAUCCUGACUCCACACUGCCAUAUAAUCCACUUCAGUGUGCAUACUAAACAUAAAGACUACCAUACAACAGACAUUCAUUUAAUACCACCACUACCUCAACACACACAGUCCAGGGUGGGGGAAAAAAGCUCUUGUAUAUUAGAGGCAAGUGUGAAUGUUGUAAUUAAUCACCUUGAUUAGCAUUAAUGGCCUUGCCAGCUUCAAGGCCUGGCUUCUUCCUGCUUGGCGGAGGAACAGUAAAUAAAGAACAACACCUUGAAAACAGGAAUUCCAGGUAUGAAUCAAUCAGGGCCAGCUAACACCUCCGAACAAAGGAUUCCCCCAGGCAGGAAUCAUGCAGGCCUUGAAGUUGGUAAGGCCAUUAAUGCUAAUCAAGGUGAUUCAUCCCAACAUUCACACCGGCCUCCAACAGACUAGAGUUCUUUCUCCCACCCUGGACCCUCCAUAGAUAUAUAAACCUCCCUUGCUUAGAUUUCCAAUAUACCUCACAACUUCUGAGGAUGCCUGCGAUAGAUGUGCGCGAAACGUCAGGAGAGAAUGCUUCUGGAACAUGGCCAUACAGCCCAGAAAACUCACAACAACCCACUGAAUUAGGAAUGCUUGAAAAACUCAAGUCCUUUCCAAAAAACAAAGCAUCGUCGUCCGCCCAACAGUAGGUGGCGCUGUGAUUAAUUCCCCACCUCGAUUCGUAGAGAGAAAAAAAUUUAGAGCGACGCUAACGCAAUUCCCCCAAAGCGCAGGCUUUUUAAAUACUUCCAAUGCGCAUGCGCCAGCAGGAGUGUGGCUCUGCAUACAACAGGAUCCUUUUUCUCGGCGCGGAGACCGAAGGAGAAUCCAGCGUUCGUCUGCUUGGCAAGAAGAUGGCCUUGGUUCCUUAUGAUGACUCAGCUCUUUGGGGGACGCAAAAGCUGCAUCAGUCUUCCUCUGUAUACAAUUUUGCCAACCGCACCAUCCAGAUCAAGCAGGACUGGAAGCAGCUGGGUGUAGCUGCUGUGGUAUGGGAUGCGGGUGGAUGGGAGCCAGCACCAAAUAUGAAAUUCCAGGAGACUCUAUAUUACAUAUGGGAGUUUAAUGAAGAUUACUAGCAGUAAGAGCCAGGGAGAAAUUAUCUAUUGGAACUCUUGCUUUAAUGCUUGGCUGGUGGGAAGGAGAGAGAGAGUGGGCCUUCCUUCUCGGUGGCCGCCCCUCGACUCUUCAUGGAAGCCAGAACGGCCCGCUUCCUGCUGUCUUUCCUUUUUAUUCAGGCUGUGGUGUUGUGUACUUUCUUGGAGAUGGGAGGCAUUGAUCUCCAAGGGCGUUUGGUGAUUGAGUUAGGAGCUGGAACUGGCUUGCUGGGAAUUGUAGCCGCGCUACUUGGUGCUCAUGUCACCAUCACUGACAGAAAGGCGGCCUUGGCACUCCUUGAGUCUAAUGUUGGGGCCAAUGUGCCCACCGACCUCCGGACAAAAGCAGUAGUCAAAGAACUGACUUGGGGACAAGAUUUAGCAAGCUUCGCUCCAGGAGGGUAUGAUGUCAUUUUGGGUGCUGACAUAGUUUACCUGGAAGAAACAUUUGGUGCUCUUCUCCAAACGUUGGACCAUCUCUGCUCUGACCAGACUGUGAUCCUGUUAUCAUGCCGCCUCCGCUAUGAACGGGACCAGAACUUCCUGAAGAUGCUGAAGGGACUUUUUGCAGUACAUGAGGUGUUCUAUGACAGCAAUCAUGAUGUGCAUAUAUUUAAAGCACAGAGAAACGUCCGGAACAGAGAUCUGUGAUUGGGUCAGUUGUGAAUUUGUUGCCAGCUUAUCCCUUUGUCAAUUUGAUCAUGUGGUUACAACUCGCAGAAUCCCCAAGACAGCACACCUUGGGAGUUGUAGUAAAAAUAUUUUCAUGGUUUAUCACCUCUCCAGUAUACAUGGAGCAAAGAAUCAAGUCCCUGACCUUACUGAUUUUUAAAAAUUAUUGUUAGUAGUAUCUCAGACUAACUAAAAUAUACAUGACUCAGUGAAUGAUUCCCAGACAGAAAUUUGGCACCAAUGCAGGAAGCAGAACACAUUUUGGCGUAGAAUAAGCGCACAAUCCAAUUAGAUUCACAAUAAUGACAUUUUAUUUCUGAUUUCCACUGGUGUGGAAUAAUAUAAGUUGAUGGACAAGGUGGAAACGAAACAGUGAAAACAAGUACACUCCUGUGAUUGAAAAAAAAGAUAAUGACAAUUGCAAAGGAAAUACUUUAUGAGAUGAUGUGCAAUUAGAUUGUUUUGCUGUUUGCUUCAGAAACAAGAGUUGGACAACUGUGGAGGGGACAAUCUUUGACAGCCUGCAAUAGGGACCAACAAGGGAAAAAAAAAUCAAGAAAUCAUCUUUUUCAUUAAUGGCAGAAAGACAUUUUAUCCCAAUGAAUACAACAGUGGAUGAACCACAAAUCAGGCCCACUCUGGCCUAGUACCUUUGCUGACUUUCAUGGUGGCUAUUAAGGAGAAUUUCAUACAUGAUCCCACAGGUACCAAAGCUGUACUUGCUAUCCUAGAUAGGGAAAGUAACCAUUUCCAUUGGAUAGAUGAGACAGUUUUAGAUGUACAUGUAAAACCAUGAUGGGCAUAUCUUGAAACUGUUUCUAUUUUCCCUAUAGUGCUUUGUUUGAAUGCACUCGGGAUGCUGCUGAGUAGUCCAUGCAUUCUGAUAUACAUAGUUAACUUAAAGCAAAGGUAGGCAAAUACUUAAGUGCUAUAUAAUGGGAGUUGUACAAGUCAUCCAUUAUGGCUGCUGUUGAGGGACCAUGGGAACUUCAGGCCCUUACCCUCCCCCUUCUUCCCUGGGCAACAUACGAUAAAACUAAUAUAACCAAUUUAAAUUUAAAAUAAAUAAUACAAAUAAUUGUAAAAGGCUAAAAAUGCAUUAAACAAUAAAAAGACAUCAACAUGGUUAAAAUUGUUUAAAAUGAAUUGAAAACAUGCAAUUAAAACUGGUGCAAUAUGGGGUUUGCAUAUUUGUCAGCAAAGUACCCAUUGCAGUUUCUGAGUUGUCUCCAAGGGCAGCUCUGAGUGCCAAUUCCUUUGUCUGACUUACAAGCAUCUUUGAGAAAUGAAGCCCAUAGUCCUGUACUGCCUGACCUAGAAGUAAGUCUCACAUGUUACUUGGUAAAAGAAGGAUUAAAUCAGAAUUGCCAAUCUGAUUAAUCAUUACAGUGGCCAAGGUGUGCUAUAUGCAUUCCUCUUGGAGAUGUGUAUUCUUUCCUAGCUUAAUGUAUUGUUUGUGACAGAUAUAUUAUAGGGUUGCUGUGAAUUUUUUGGGCUGUAUGAAUAAAGUUCUAAGGAUGACUGCCAUAGAUGCAGGCAAAAGGUCAGGAGCGAAUGCUACUGGAACAUGGCCAUACAGCCUGGAAAACUCACAGCAACCCAGUGAUUCUGGCCAUGAAAGCCUUUGAAAAUCCUUCAUCACCCGCAGUUGUAGACAGAAAAUAAGGAAGAAAAAGGGACUGAGCAGGUGUAAAAAGACUUUAUAAAAGGGAGCUUCCCUGUCAGAGGCUUUUCUUAACUUAGGGUGUGCCUGUUUUAAUAACGCCAGCUGUUUUCAGUUGCUGAUUUAAAAGCAUGUACAGUGUUCCCUCACUACUUCGCGGUUCACUUUUUGCGGAUUUGCUGUUUUGCGGAUUUGAGUUUUUCAAUAAACUCUAAAAGACUAUUAUAAAUCAUUAAAAAUUACAAUUUACAGCCUAAGGAAGGGAGGAAGGAGAAGCCAAAGGGAGAGAAAAAGAGCCCAAGCGGCAACAGGAGGAGGAGACGAUUUAUCAACACAUGAUUGGUUUAUAAAGACUUAAAAUAGUAUAUAACUACUAAAAUAAUGUAUAAAUAUUAAAAGUGUCCCUACUUCGCGGAUUUUCACUUAUUGUGGGUGGUCCUGGAACCUAACCCCCGCGAUAAGUGAGGGAACACUGUAUAUAUUUUAUUUUAUAUUUAUGUUUUACAUGCCUUAUCCUUAAAGUCUGAAAGUUGCUUGUAGUGAAAGACAGGAUACUAUUCUACUAUUCAAUAAAUAUGGGAAUACCUUUAAAAAGAUGUUGAGCUUGGCCCAAGAAUGUGAUUGUGUCACAUUUUACAAGCUUUGUAACAAAAAGACAAUAAAUUUAGAGGCCAUUUUUGAGGUUCCCACAGCUUUUCAAAUAGAGUUGAUUUUAGACCCAGAAGUGGCUUUUUCAGAACCAAAAAUGAAAUAGAGAUUGAUUAAAUAAAGGGCUCUCUCAUGAGCAUAAAACAGCUCAUCCCAUUUUUCCCCAUGGAAAACUGCUCCUCAUUCUCCUUAGGGAUAUUGCGGAUGUUUCUGGCCAGUGAAAGAAAAGCUUUUAAAAAAUCAGAGAUGUGGUAGGUGAUAUGCUUGACCCUCCAAGGUCCCAUGGAAAGCCAAUAGGAACCCCAGAGUUAUUCACCCUUAAACUAGCCUGAUGAAAAACUACCAUGCUCACUGACCUGAAAAAGAAUAUUGUGUAAUUGUGAAUGCAAUAUUUGUAAAAUAAACUACAUGUUAUUUCCUGAAAAAAGCAG
Molecule: messenger RNA, 8445 nt
Organism: Anolis carolinensis (green anole)
Lineage: Eukaryota; Metazoa; Chordata; Lepidosauria; Squamata; Anolidae
Gene: mettl21a
Product: methyltransferase 21A, HSPA lysine
Exons: 5
Coding region: 5125-5682 (185 amino acids)
Biological process (GO): peptidyl-lysine methylation
Cellular component (GO): cytosol; cytoplasm
Molecular function (GO): protein-lysine N-methyltransferase activity
Source: RefSeq, a predicted model, not a curated record